Messenger RNA from Pezoporus flaviventris, 594 nucleotides. Its product is annotated as shematrin-like protein 2. Lineage: Eukaryota; Metazoa; Chordata; Aves; Psittaciformes; Psittacidae. The record is from RefSeq and is a predicted model, not a curated record.
GUCUAUGGGGUGUUUAUGGGGGUCUAUGGGGGGGAUAUGGGGGUCUAUGGGGUGUCUGUGGGGGUCUAUAGGGAUUAUGGGGGGAUAUGGGGGUCUGCGGGGCUCUAUGGGGUCUCUAUGGGGGUCUGUGGGGUUUCUAUGGGGGUCUAUGGGCUCUAUGGGGGCUCUAUGGGGGUCUAUGGGGGGUCUAUGGGGGUGUAUGGGGGGGAUAUGGGGGUCUGUGGGGUGUCUGUGGGGGUCUGUGGCGUCUCUAUGGGAGUCUAUGGGGGGCUAUGGGGGGGAUAUGGGGUCUCUAUGGGGGGAUAUGGGGUCUCUAUGGGGGUCUUUGGGGUCUCUAUGGGGGUCUGUGGGGGGAUAUGUGGGGUCUGGGGGGUCUGUGGAGGUCUAUGGGGUCUCUAUGGGGGUGUAUGGGGCUCUGUGGGGGGGGUUUCUGGGGUCUCUAUGGGGGUCUAUGGGGGAUCUGUGGGGGUCUAUGGGGGUCUAUGGGGGGUCUGUGGGGCCUGUUGGGGUUCUGUGGGGCUCUAUGGGGUCUCUAUGGCGGCUCUCGGGGGUAAUGACUGGGCUGUGGCUCACUAUGUGGCAGGGGAGGCGUAA